Striga asiatica is the source of this 675-nucleotide messenger RNA. Lineage: Eukaryota; Viridiplantae; Streptophyta; Magnoliopsida; Lamiales; Orobanchaceae. The record is from the annotation of a GenBank genome assembly.
CGGCCUGAACCACACGCCUCCAAAGCUGCUAGCGCUCCGGGAGAGGAGACAUGCCCGACAAAGGAUAAAGCCGAUGUAGCAGAACCCGACCCUCAAAAUGUUUCGAGCUUUGGCCCGUGGAUGCAGGCGCAAAUGGGAAGACGUGCUGGGGGGAGGAAAAACUCAAGAGCUAAAGACGUGGCUCCCAAACAACAUGGGUAUCCUUUGCUGCGGGCACACAAGGAUAGGGGAAAAGCAAAGAUAGGGGACACACGGGACCUAAUGGAGACCGGGCCGGGCCGCGAGAAAUGUUCUGACGGAUUAGAGAUUCCCAACCCAAUGGGUGUGACGGAGAGGAACCCGAAGGGAAUGGCUAGUCCAUUAAGAACGGCAGGGAACAAGCAAGCGGGGACAAUCUCGGGUCAUAUUGAGAAGGGACAGAUGAAUAGUACUGGACCAAGACACGUUGACGCGCGAACGGAAAUGGUGUACUUGGCCCUUAAAGAAAAGACCCAUGUAGUUCCGGCUACCUCAGGCCUUGACCCAACUUGUCACACGGCAGUACGGAUUACGGAUAACCAGGUGGCAUUAGGGGGACCUAUUGCACAUGAUCCGGGAGACACCAUAAUGGUUGAGGGUCCACACGUUCUUCACCAAACCUCACCGGGACUAGAAGACGUACAUGAAGAUACCAUG